GACUUGUGCCAGAUGCCAGCCCUGAAGGAGAUCAAACGAGAGGAGGACUUGGAUGUUCCCAUGCAGGAAAGUAAUUUGAGGAAGGAGAAGACCCAUACAGAAGUUUCUGGAGACGUGCAGCCAUAUUGGAUGUCGUCAGGGAGCUGCGACCAGCACAUUUCUCCCCAUCCUGAUUUUUGGGAAGCCUCCGAGAGCCGCAUGGGAAGUGGACCCGAGAAUGAAAGCUUGGUUCAUUGUCCUCAAGGCUGUUGCAAACAAUUCAAUGGAACAACCAACCCCCAGAGAAUCUUGAAAGGCGAGGGACGGAUCUCUUGCACUGAGUGUGGGCAGCUUUGCAGAAGCGAUCAUGGUGAAGAUUGGAGAAUGCACUUGGAAGAGAAACCUUACGAGUGCUCGGAUUGUGGGAAGAGGUUCAGCCGGAAAGCCGACCUUGUCAGUCAUCAGAGAAUACACACGGGGGAGAAACCCUACAAAUGCCCAGACUGCGGGACCAGCUUCAGCGACUGCUCGAGCCUCAGCAGGCACCGCAGGACCCACAGCGACGAGAGGCCCUACAUCUGCUCGGAGUGUGGGAAGAGCUUCGCUCAAAGAGCAAACCUUAUUAAGCAUCACCGGACCCACACAGGGGAGAGGCCUUAUACCUGCUUAGAGUGCGGGAAGAGCUUCAGCCAGCAGUCGAACCUGAUCUUGCACAGGAGAACCCACACGGGGGAGAGGCCCCAUAAGUGCCCCGAGUGCGGGAAAGGCUUCAGCCGGAGGUCGCACCUCCGCGUCCACGAGAGAGCCCACACUGGAGAGAAGCCAUUCCUGUGCUCGGUUUGCGGGAAAGGCUUCAGCCGGAGGCCUAAGCUGGUGACGCACCAGAGAAUCCACACGGGAGAGAAACCGUACGAAUGCUCUGACUGUGGCAAAGGUUUCACGGGAGCCUCUAGUCUGAACAGGCAUAAGCGGAUUCAUUCCGGGCAGAUCCCACAGGUCCCCCCACGGCAACUGAUUUUUAACAGAAGCCAUGUUUUGAACUGAGCAAUGGUUUUGAGGGAGGGCAGCACAGUGUUCAGUAGGCCCCAAAGACCUACAGGCCCCAAUGACUCACUUCUAUGCACAGUGGACUCUGGUGUCGUGGUUUGAGCAUCCGGCUAAGACUGUGAAUAUCCAAGGUUGUAGUCAAUUCACUCCCAGCCUGAGCGGACCCAUUGAAACGAAAGAACCUACAUCAGUCAUGUCCGUUAACGUCAGUGUGUCUACUCUGAGUAGGACUAGGACUGAAUAUGACCGCUGGGAUCAAAUCCCCACUCAGACAUAAGGCUUCCUUAGGGGACCUUGGGCUCGUGCAGUGGUUCCCAAACUUUUUCGGGUCACUGCCCUCUUGGUUCCAUAAGUUCGCCCCCUACCCUAUGAGAAGCAUUAUUCAGAAUAGCGGUUUCCACAACCCGCUAAGGAAGAUAACACAAUCAAAUUCAAAACAGGAACAAUUAAUUGCACAUAUAUUCUAAAUCCAGUUAGAACUAUUUCGUAGCAUUGGAAGGGACCCUGAAGGUCAUCCAGUCCAACCCCGUGCAAUAAUUUAGUUUAAUUCAACAAAAUUGAUUAACUUGAUCCCCUGGUGCCAGCUUUUCAAAGUCUGCUGGUCAUUUACAUUUCCUGUGUAUAUUGUUGUUCUUUACAUUUUAAGCAAUGUGCUCCUUGUAUUCUCCCCCCCCCCAACAGCAUCCCACAGAGUCUGCUUGAAUUUAUUUUGCCACAAGUUUGUGUUCCAUUUUGUUUCCUACAUUUGGACAAGACUUACGUUUUCUGAAAGAUGCCUUCUUGCCUCCAAUAGCUUCCUUGACUCUGCUCAUUAACCACGCUGGCAUCCUCUUGGCUCUCAUGGCGCCUUUCCAAUUUAUUCUAGCUGACCUUCUGUUAUUGAGGUUUUGGUGCCGCCCCACUUUGGGACAGAGAUUUGACCCCUUUGGCUUUCCUUUUCAAACUUCUUUAUACUACCGGGUAAUUCCUUAGUUUUUUGUAAGUUUCCUCAAUUUGAAGUCAAACAUGACUGAGUUGGACUUCCUUGCCCUUUGUUCAGUCAGAAAUAUAUUGAAUUUGAUAGCGCUUGGGUCGGCGUUUCCAGUUGGUUCAACACCACUUAAGUACCCUGCCCCAAAGUCCUAAGCAGCACUUAAGAUCUCAGCCUAGCCUGCCUCACAAGGUUGUGGGUAAGGGGAAAUCCUUGCAAGGUGGGAUAUAAAAAUGUAAUAAAACACAUGAAAUAAGUAAAAAUCAAGCAUAUGGGCAGUGGUGUGCGAUCCCCUCCCCUGGAAAAGUGGAUUUUGUGUGAUCCCUUGGCAUAUUCACUUAAUGAGGGGUGAACAAUGCAUGUAUGAACUUGCCGCAAGAAGGUGAUUUCAGGUGCAGCUGGGGAUAUUAUAGAUGGCACUUGAAGCAUCAAUAUGUUGCUGGACUCCAAUUCCCAUCAUCCCUGACCAUUGGCCAUGCUGGCAGGGCCUGAUGGGAGCUGGAAUCCAACAACUUCCAGAAGGCCAUAGGCUCCCCAUUCCUGGAUUAAAACAUCCACUGUAUAUUUUGGAAUCUUGUUUGUCUGUUUAAUGUGCAUUUUUGGACACCUCUUAAGAUAAUUGUGACCUAAUUUCCAGUUACUGUCCCUGAGUUCAACACACAGGCUUUCUUCUGUGUUUGGGUACAGCUGGACGCCAUUUUGAAUCAAGAUGGCUGACUGGACCCUUCAGAACAACACUGAUUUCAACCACUGAUUUUAAAAACUGCAGUGAUUUUGUUGUGGUCGUUGUUACUUAGGCUUGUAUCCAGUCCUGGUCCUACUCAGAGUAGACCAAUUGAAGUGAAUGGGCAUGACUAACUUAGGUCCAUUAAUUUCAGUGGGUCUACUCUGAGUAGGACUUCGCCAGAUACAGCCCUUAGGAUUCCAGAGGAUUGCCUGUGUGUGAGGCUGCUAGUCAGUAAAUAAAGUCCUGUUUAUCCAGAAAGUUCCUUUCCAGUUGUCCUUCUGUUCUCUGGCUUCCAUAAUAAAUGCCCAUAACCAGCUGUUUCCUGGGUUCAUUCCCUUCCCUUCUCCUUUCUUUAGGGUCUAAAAAUCCUUUGCAGUGGACGUAGGCCCAAUCUGUACUAUACAUUUCAAGCAGUACUGGAGCUCUUCAAGCAGUCGUGGCUUCCUGCAAAGAAUCCUGGGAAGUGUAGUUUUUUUAAAAAAGGGGGACUGAGAGUUGCUAGGAGACCCAUAAUGCCCAUUCUACACUUUUGGUGUGGCAGCUUUUGCACUUCGGAACUCCCUGCUCAUUGACAUUCGACAGGUGCCUUUUCAGCGCCUGCUAAAAUCUUUUGUGGAAUCCUACCUGGACAUGUAAAAUUGAUGUGCGUUUUAAUCUGGAGUACUAGUUUAGAAUGUAUACUUUUUAAACUCUUGGCUCCAGUCACCUUUUUAUAUAAACUUGCUGUUAACAUUGGUUUCUACGGGCAGUUUUGAUGCAUAUUUCAUCUGCUUUGUAAAUCGCUUAGGGGUUUCAUUUGCAGUCAAGUGGUAUACAACUUUUGUUGAAUGAAUAAAACACAAAUACAGUCAAA
Podarcis raffonei (Aeolian wall lizard) is the source of this 3576-nucleotide messenger RNA. RefSeq names its product zinc finger protein 239-like. Gene Ontology annotation, cellular component: nucleus. The record is from RefSeq and is a predicted model, not a curated record. Gene Ontology annotation, molecular function: DNA-binding transcription factor activity, RNA polymerase II-specific; RNA polymerase II cis-regulatory region sequence-specific DNA binding. Gene Ontology annotation, biological process: regulation of transcription by RNA polymerase II; central nervous system development. Lineage: Eukaryota; Metazoa; Chordata; Lepidosauria; Squamata; Lacertidae. Bases 13 to 1023 code for a protein of 336 amino acids. The transcript has 2 exons.